Pectinophora gossypiella (pink bollworm) is the source of this 526-nucleotide messenger RNA. RefSeq names its product dolichol-phosphate mannosyltransferase subunit 3 (gene Dpm3). The transcript is spliced from 2 exons. Bases 130 to 423 code for a protein of 97 amino acids. Gene Ontology annotation, biological process: GPI anchor biosynthetic process. NCBI's taxonomy places the organism in Eukaryota, Metazoa, Arthropoda, Insecta, Lepidoptera, Gelechiidae. Gene Ontology annotation, cellular component: endoplasmic reticulum membrane; dolichol-phosphate-mannose synthase complex. The record is from RefSeq and is a predicted model, not a curated record.
CUGACAUCAUACCAAUUCUAUUGUAUACUUUGGUGAUGUGUUUUGCCGUGAAAAAUUAAUAUACAGACGGAAUAAGAAAGGUAUUUUACCAGUAUCACACGGUCUUAAGCCUACUGAUCACGUGUUUAAAUGUGUAAUUUAGCCAUGACGAAGUUACUGGAGUGGAUCUCUGUAUUGUCCGCUCUGUUCGCGGUAUGGUAUUCGCUAAUCGGCGGCUACGUGAAGCAUCCACUCAUAGAAAAGAACAUGAACUUGAUUUUAGUAUCUCCAAUAUUAUUUGUCAUAUUGUUUGGUUUGUACGCUGUAACUGUGGUCCUGUAUCGAGUUUUCACCUUUAACAACUGUGAAGAGGCCGCUAAAGAAUUGCAGGAGCAAAUUGUUGAGGCUAGAAAAGACUUAAAAGAGAAGGGAAUAAAGUGGUAAGCAGAAGUACAAAUCAUUCCAAUAAUUUGAGUAACAAAGAAUAUUCCAUGAUAUAUUUUAUGUAAGAUAUGUGAUUUUUGUAAUAUAUUGUUAAUUUUGUAAA